Seriola aureovittata is the source of this 1619-nucleotide messenger RNA. Its product is annotated as major histocompatibility complex class I-related gene protein-like. Gene Ontology annotation, biological process: immune response. NCBI's taxonomy places the organism in Eukaryota, Metazoa, Chordata, Actinopteri, Carangiformes, Carangidae. The transcript is spliced from 7 exons. Gene Ontology annotation, cellular component: external side of plasma membrane. The record is from RefSeq and is a predicted model, not a curated record. The coding region runs from base 71 to 1132 and encodes 353 amino acids.
UCAACCAGGAAACAUCUUUGAAAUAAACAAAGUAACACUAACUGACUUCAGCUGUGUCUGUGUGAACAAGAUGGAGAAGCUGAUGAUACUGCUGCUCCUCUGCCACGAAGCAUCUACAGUCAAACACUCGUUGAGGUUUCACGCCAUGAUAUCUUCUGGAAAUCCAAACAUCCCUGAUUAUAUGGCUGCGGCAAACUUUGAGGAAGUUGAGAUGGCGUACUAUGACAGCAACAUGAAAACACCAGAACCCAGACACGCCUUGAUGAGAAUAUUAAUAGAGAUUGAUCGACAUGACUGGGAAGGGAUUUCUAAGGACGGCAUAAAUCAUGAGCAUCUCCUCAGAGUGCAAACAGACAGUUUCAAGCAGCACUCAAACCAAACUGGAGGUGUUCACAUCAUCCAGCAGAUGUUGGGCUGUGAUUGGGAUGAUGAGACUGAGAAGGUUAUAGGUUAUAAUCAAUAUGGUUAUAAUGGGGAAGACUUCCUCACAUUUGACCUGGAGACAGAGACGUGGAUCGCUGCAAACCCCCAGGCUGAAACCACUAAACAGGAGUGGGAUGGAAAUACAGCUAAUAAUAAGCAUUGGAAGAACAUCAUCAUCAACGUUUAUCCUUUCUGGCUGAAGAAGUAUUUGAUCUAUGCAAGUGGUUUUCUGGGUAGACCAGAGCUUCCCUCAGUGUCUCUCCUCCAGAAGACUCCCUCCUCUCCAGUCAGCUGCCACGCUACAGGUUUCUACCCUCACAGAGCUGUGAUGUUCUGGAGGAAAGAUGGAGAGGAUCUUCAUGAGGACGUGGACCAAGGAGAGAUCCUCCCCAACAAUGAUGACACCUUCCAGGUGAGAGUUGACCUGGACAUUUCAUCAGUCACACCUGAAGACUGGAGGAGGUACGACUGUGUGUUUCAGCUCUCUGGAGUGAAGGAGGACGUCGUCACCAAACUGGACAAAGCAGUGAUCAGGACCAAUGAAGUUCCUCCCUCUGAGUUUCCUGCUGCUGCUGCUGUCAGUGGAGUUGUUGUAGGACUGCUGCUCCUGGCUCUCUGUGGACUCUUCAUCUGGAGAAGGAAACACAAUGGGUUCAGACCUGCAAACACUUCAGACUCUUCAUUUCCAUUGGAUGCAGCUUCUAACUGAUCACAGUGAGAUGUCAGAUGUGCAGAAAAAGAGACGAGCUCAGUCAUAAAAUGUUACCGAAGAAAAUCAGAAGAGGAAAGUCGACUGCAGUGAAGUUACAGUGGCAUUAGUUCACAGUGUAAAUAUCCAUGUGCUGUGGUUAAAGGGUUUUGAAAAGUGUGUGUCAGUUCUCCUGAUGCUGAUGAUUAGAAAUGAUCUCUGAUCUGUGAAGUAGAUCAAGGCUUGAAUGAUGUUUAACCAUCGAUUACACCAGAUAUCAGACGUCAUGAUUAGACAUUUAACCAGGAAUGUUAAUCAUCUGUGCUGUAACCUGUUAAUCUACUUUAAUCAUUUAAUAAUAAAGAAAACUUUCUCUGAGCUGCUGUUACAAUCACUUUAUUUCUGUUGCUUUUAUUUCAAGUUGUUCAAAUACGUAUAUGUGUGUAUCUGUCUUUGAUGAAUAAAGUUCUGAUGGAAGUGAUGAAGGAAAUGGCUCCAUGUCUAUUUG